Artibeus jamaicensis (Jamaican fruit-eating bat) is the source of this 6856-nucleotide messenger RNA. Its product is annotated as general transcription factor IIH subunit 2. The record is from RefSeq and is a predicted model, not a curated record. The transcript is spliced from 17 exons. Gene Ontology annotation, cellular component: transcription factor TFIIH core complex; transcription factor TFIIH holo complex. The coding region runs from base 4491 to 5897 and encodes 468 amino acids. Gene Ontology annotation, molecular function: zinc ion binding. Lineage: Eukaryota; Metazoa; Chordata; Mammalia; Chiroptera; Phyllostomidae. Gene Ontology annotation, biological process: regulation of transcription by RNA polymerase II; DNA-templated transcription; nucleotide-excision repair.
GGUUGCUUAUUUCCCAGUCUGUCAGCUCUAAGAAGGCCAGUUGUCUGACACUAGCAUCCAGUACAACAAAACAUCAAAUAUUUCAGAUCCUGCACUUAAAUAUCAACACUUUUAUUAGUAAAGUAAAAUUAGCUCAUAAUACUGGGAACAUCACUAGCCAAGUUGACUGAGCAUCUCCCCAGUUUAGAACUCUGUUUUGGUGAAAAUAUUUUGAUGAAUUCAUAAUUAAUCAUUGGUAGUAUACAAUUCAGUUAUUUAGAGAGUGAGGGGAAGCGAGAUAGGGAGAGAGAAAGAAAUGUCAACUUGUUGGCUCCACUCAUUUGUGCAUUUAUUGGUUGCUUCUUGCAUGUGCCCUGACUGGGGUCGAAACCACAACCUUGGUGUAUUGGGACAGUGCUCUAAUCAACUGAGUUACCCAGCCAGGUCCCAAAGGUGUACUUUUAAGUAAUGUUUCCACUAUAACACUGAUUUCUUCAAAUUGAAGAAAUUCACCCUGGCUGGUGUGAUUCAGUGGAUUGAGUGCCAGCCUGAGAGCCAAAGGGUCGCUGGUUCAAUUCCUAGUCAGGGCACAUGGCUGGGUCGCAGGCCAGGUCCCCAUUGGGGGCCAUGCGAGAGGCAACCACACAUUGAUGUUUCUCUCCCACUCUGUCUGUCUCUCUUCCCCUCACUCUAAAAAGAAGUAAAUAAAAUCUUAAAAAAAUAUUUUAAAAAUUGAAGAAAUUCUUAAUUUUCCAUAUGCUUUACAUACUUAUGACUAGUCUAUGCUUUUUAUACCUUUUGGAGUCACACCAAAUGGUAAGGACUCUCUUGAGCAACUUAACUAAUUUUUACAUGUGCUAAAAUUUUAACUCUGUUCUUGGAAGUCAGCGUACUUAGUUUAUGAAGGCAAGCUUGCCAGUGUUCUGGCCAUACAUAAGUCUCCAUUAUAAAAUUGUGCCAUGCAGUUGGAUUUUGAAGUAAAAUAACAAAAUCAUUUUUCAAAUGUAGUACUUACUAAAGACCACUUCAGGAACCAGGAUCAGGGAGUUUCUGCUGGGAUUGAUAUUAACUAGCUAGAUAAAACUUUGACAAGCCACUCAAACAGUUUCCAAGACUGGAAAAUAAGAGGUUUAGAUUAGAUUCCAGAGGUCUCUUCCACCUCUAACCUUUUGUGAUUCUUAUGUCUACAUUCUACUUUCUCCUCUUUGCACCAUUAUUCAAGAUUUUGCUGUGGAAGUGGGGGUCCACUUGGCAAAGGUUCGUUGCAUAGUUUCCUUACCUGGGUGUUUUGUAUUAAAGGUAGGUCAACAUUUUAAUUUCUUUAUUUUGAAAAAUUUAAAUACAGAAAACUAUGAAUAUACAUGAACCCACUGCCCAGAAAAAAUAACAGGUGCUUGUCAUAUGUGCUUUGUAUUUUUUGAAAUAAAUUUAAGUCUUAGUUUUAUAGUAAAAGUUACAUUGUCUAUACAUACAAACACACACUAUGAAAUACUUAGUUUUUUACAACACUCUAUUGACUUGCAGCCAUUUCUCAUUUUACAGUAAAGAGGACUAAUGAUCUGAAUUGGUUUUUUUUUUAUGAUCUGAAUUGUUGAUUAUUAGGUUCUAUACUCCCAUUCUAUCUUUGUUAAUACAUUAAUGGGUUCGAUAAGGUGGAGUUGCUCUGAUGUUAAUAAAAUGUCCUAUUUUAAUUUUGAGUGCACUUAAGUACUUCUAAUAACAUGAAAUGUUUUCACAUAAAUACUGAGGUAUCUGUAAUGACCCGAAUGGGGGUAUGCAUGUGUGAAGAAGGGUCAGGGCAAAAGUGUUCUUUAAUCAGUUCAGGGAUCUCAGCUUCAGUUGUAGGGGUUGGGGUGAGUUCCUAACAUAAAACAAACACAUUCUUCCUUCUUCAGCGUUGCAUUGGAAGUGUGUCAACUGGACAUUUUCAAAGGCUCGGCCAGAGAAAUAAAAAUUCAAACUCAAUCUCCCGGCAGCUGAUGGUUCUGCUACACUUACUUUGUCACCUGUCUUGUGUGAAAGCACAAAUAAAUCAGAUGGAAAAUUAUCCCUCCUCUUCCAUUUCAUAUUGGUAACAUUUCUUCUAAUGGGACUACUUUUCAUGAAUAAAAUGCCCAGGUAUCUUGGGUCGUUUUUAGAAAACACUGUGUUAAAAAAAAUGCCACUUUGGAGUUAGAAAAAGAACAUGAAUACAGAACUAUGGUGUGUGUGUGUGUUUCUGCAACAAAUGUGAAACUGUUCCAGAAAAAACCCUCUAAUUGCUGCCAAAGAACCUGCUUGCUCUUGCAUGUGUUCUUGCUUUGUCCUUUAGCAAUUACUUGCUGUGUGACCUUGGGCAAAUGGCCUUCCUGUAUCACAUUUUGCUUAUUUGAAAGAGAUAUUUGUACCUAAUAUGGUUAUAUAAAGGUAGUUAAUGUGUGUCUUAGACCAGCCCUUGUCAGAAAGUAAAUAAAUAUGGCCAGUUAUAUCUAAUUCCUAAGGCCGAAAGGUGAAACUUUUAAAGAACUUUUUAAAAAGCAAAUUGUGUCUUAAAUAUUUAUGUAUCAUCCCAAUCCUUUAUAUGCUUCAUAUGUGUUGGGUGCAGUUUCGGGGUGCACAUUAUGAGUUCUGUUUAAGCUUGGCAUUGUGACUAUUCAUAAAUGAUUAACAAAUGCUUUAAAAGAAUAGAGUUUACAGAGCAAGAUAAGGAUUAUUAGAUACUGUUAACAAGCUCUUCUGGAGGUUUUUAAUGAGUCUCUUGAAUGAUUUAAGUUCCAUAAAAAGAUACUGGAAUAAGCAGGUUCACCUCUCCCAGUCUUUAAAGUUACACAGUUUGAAUUUCAAAACUUUAUUCCACUGGCUGAGCUGUUCAUCAGUUUCCUAACCCUAAACUGUGUGUGUCCAGCUACCUAUGAGCAAAGAACAAAUUGUUCCAUUCUUUAUAGUUGUGCCUGAGUUUUACAAGUUAAGACAUUUGGCUAGGUUAGACCAUUCAUUCUACAACUUGGUACACAAUUAGAAUACUGUGUCAUAAUUAUGGCAAGGGAUUAGCAUGGAUUUAUACAUAUUUUGUUCCACUUUGCUUUAGUACCAGAUGGAGUUAUCCCCGUUUUAUAGGUGAUUUGCUUGAGGUCACCCAGUGAGUGUGGCAGAGCUUGAUUUUAAAUCCAGGUCUGUUCUUUCCACUACUGUGCAGGAUGGCUCCUGUUUAUGUUUUUGAGGGGGUAGAAAACAUGGGAAGAUUUUGGUGCUAACAAAGCAAUACAGACAACAGACGGGAAGAGUAUGCUAAUGGAGAAGCAGAGCAGCUCCAGAUAAGGUCCUUCCAUUCUGCUCUUCCUCUCCUGGGCCUAACUAAUCCUUUUCCAAAUAUUCUGAGGUGCUUUGCCUCUCCAUUUCUUGAGCAUGGGAAAUACAUAAUUCCAUAUGUAUUAACAGGCAUCUCAAACAACUUUUCUAAAACUGAACCGAUCUUACCCUGCUCCACCUCUGAAUAAUUGCAACUCCAGUCUUUCACUUGCUCAACUAAAGUUUGGAGUUACUGAUUCCUUGUUCAUGUCCAGUCUAUCGACAAGAUUGCGAAUCCAAUAGCUUCUCACUUGCUGCGCUGCCAUACUACACUAGUUCAAGCCAUCAUCAACGCCCAAAGUUCUCACCAUGCUCAGAGCCACCCACCUCCCUGAUUUCUGUGGCCACCAUUCAUCCCCUGCUUUCUCACGCAGUCCCUCAAAUACACCAGUGCUAUUCCACCUUUGCACUUGCAUCUUCCUUUACCUGGAGAGCUCUUCCCUAGUAUCAGCGUGGUUAACUUCUUUCCUUAUUCUGAUCAUGGUUUAACUGUGUUGGUGUGGACUCCUCUGACCACGCUAUUUUAAACCGCAAACCGUUCCCCCUUCCAUGCUUCAUUUUUCUCUAUGCCACUACCACCAUUUUUUAGAGUGUGUGAUUCUUGGUAACUGUCUCCAUAUAGUAGAAGGAAACUUCACGAGGCCAAGGAUUUUUGUUCGUUUUUAAUUGCAUUUCCUCAGUGCUUAUAACUGUAUCAGGCCCAAAGGAGACGUUCAAUAAAAUAUUUAGUGCAUGAACUGCAGGAGCAGCAGAAGCAUCCAAGCAAAUUGUUGCAUAGCAAGGUUCUAGUUUGCUGCUGCUGUAGCGGUGCGAGUUCUCUCUGCCAACUUUUUAGAAAUAAAACAAAGUCAUGUUCCUCAGUUGUCGGGUCUACAUUCUUCUUCCGACCCUUCAAGUCCGAAUGACCCUUUUUUCGCCUCUCCGUUAGCUGGAAGGUAAACAAGAGGUGCCUUCCCGCACUCGACUUCAGUUCAGGGGAUGCCACGGCCCGGAAACGCCCGACUACGACUACCUCCACUUGAAGCAGCCGGAACGUUUCUGCUGGGUCUCUGGGCGUGGCGGAAGGCCUUUGAAGGAGCCCUUGAGCAGCUUGGGCGGAGCUUCCGGGUAAAGCGGCUUCCGGGCAAAGAGGCGGCUGGCGGGACUGGAUAUUGAAUAAUAUAAUACAUUUAAGAAAAAAAUGGAUGAAGAACCUGAAAGAACUAAGCGAUGGGAAGGAGGAUAUGAAAGAACAUGUAGUUACUGCUUAUAGGGAGAUUCUUAAAGAAGAUGAAUCAGGAUCACUUAAAGCUACAAUCGAAGACAUUCUCUUCAAAGCAAAGAGAAAAAGAGUAUUUGAGCACCAUGGACAAGUUCGACUUGGAAUGAUGCGCCAUCUUUAUGUGGUAGUAGAUGGAUCGAGAACAAUGGAAGACCAAGAUUUAAAGCCAAAUAGACUGACGUGUAGUUUAAAGUUGUUGGAGUACUUUGUAGAGGAGUAUUUCGAUCAAAAUCCUAUUAGUCAGAUUGGAAUUAUUGUGACAAAAAGUAAAAGGGCCGAAAAACUGACAGAACUCUCAGGAAACCCUAGAAAACACAUAACAUCUUUGAAGAAAGCUGUAGAUAUGACCUGCCAUGGAGAGCCAUCUCUUUAUAACUCUUUAAACCUGGCUAUGCAAACUUUAAAACACAUGCCUGGACACACAAGUAGAGAAGUCCUAAUCAUCUUUAGCAGCCUCACAACUUGCGAUCCAUCUAAUAUCUAUGACCUAAUUAAGACCCUGAAGGCAACUAAAAUUAGAGUGUCUAUUAUUGGAUUGUCUGCAGAGGUUCGGGUUUGCACUGUGCUUGCUCGUGAAACUGGUGGUACGUACCAUGUUAUUUUAGAUGAAAGCCACUACAAAGAAUUGCUAAUGCAUCACGUUAGUCCUCCUCCUGCUAGCUCAAGUUCUGAAUGCUCACUUAUUCGAAUGGGAUUUCCUCAGCAUACAGUUGCUUCUCUGUCUGAUCAAGAUGCAAAGCCCUCUUUCAGCAUGGCGCAUUUGGAUAGCAAUACUGAGCCAGGACUUACAUUAGGAGGCUAUUUCUGCCCACAGUGUCGGGCAAAGUAUUGUGAGCUUCCUGUUGAAUGUAAAAUCUGUGGUCUGACUUUGGUGUCUGCUCCCCAUUUGGCACGGUCUUACCAUCAUUUAUUUCCCUUGGAUGCUUUUCAAGAAAUUCCCCUAGAAGAACAUAAUGGAGAAAGAUUUUGCUAUGGAUGUCAGGGGGAAUUGAAAGACCAACAUGUCUAUGUUUGCACUGCGUGCCAAAAUGUUUUCUGUGUGGACUGUGAUGUUUUUGUUCAUGACUCUCUCCACUGUUGUCCUGGCUGUAUUCAUAAUACGCCAGCUCCUUCAGGCUUAGACAUGCAAACUCACAAGACGACCAUGGCCAUGCAUGGCAGUUCACCCCAAGGGAUGUUAAACAGGAGCAGCAGGCUGCCGGGAGGGCGCCGUCAGGCAGCUCCGUCAGGCAGCUCCGCAGCAGUGGGAGGCCUGGUAGCAGUGCAGCCAGCACGUGCACGGCGAUGGGCCCCUCCUCCUCUGGCCACAAGGAGCCAAGAUCUCUUCUGACAGCUCCAUAAGCACAACUUCCAUGUCCCCUGUAAGGGACAUGUUGCUCUCAAGAGUCACCACACUCAGGAAAGCCUGGGGCAUGAGGUUCUUAUCAGAUUAUUAGUAUUGCAUCCAGUCCAGUUACAAUUUAGUCAUCAGGAGUCAUUUUGACCAGAAGCAAAGUCGCCCAAAAUUGUAGUUGACAUUUCUAUCUUUAUCCAUUACCACAGAAUAGAGCUAGAAAGCUUAACCGAAGGUGAUUCACAUGUGGCGAAGGAAAGGGUCUUGUUAACCUUUUCACUCUCACAUGCUAAACUUGUUACUUUAAAGCUUCUGUAGUCAUUGGUAAACUUUAACUUAGUGGAGUGUAUCUAAUCCCACCAUUUUGGUUGUUUGGUAUGAGACUGAUUUACCAUAUAGUUUAAGCUAAAGGAAGUUGUGGUGUCUAUCCCUGUCGGCCUCACUCAGCUUCAUGCCCAGGGACUAUUUAACUUAAUCCUCUUUACCUUUCCCACUCCAGGUCAUCAGAAGAACUUAGGUGAGAAGGUAUGAUGAGGUCUGUUUCAGGCUGAAUGUAGAUACACCAUUAAAGGCAGAGCUCUUUUCAGGGUCCACUCUGGUGAGAGUGAAUCAGGUCUCCAUAGCAAAAGUAUGUUUAUUUUAAAUCUAAGGUCAAUCAUUCUAGAUUGAGUUUCACUAUGAUAUUCAUGAUUUUAGAAAUAAUAAUUAUUAGUGAAGUAUGUUAUCAAUAAAGACAGUGUAAAUUCCACCCCGGACAGUCUGUCCAAUAAAUCUUGGAUGGAGCCCAGGAAUGUGCAUUUUUAGCAGUGUGCGCACUCACAUGCACACACAAAAAAUGUAAUGUGACCAAAGCGACAGAUCUUUCUCCCAAGAGUCAUACCUAAAUGAUUCUUUCUGUGGAAACAGGUUUCAGCUCUAGGUAAUUAGGUAACCGCUGCCUUCUUCCUUUCACUCUG